This is a messenger RNA of Photinus pyralis (common eastern firefly), 2320 nucleotides long. Its product is annotated as inactive peptidyl-prolyl cis-trans isomerase FKBP6-like. Lineage: Eukaryota; Metazoa; Arthropoda; Insecta; Coleoptera; Lampyridae. The transcript is spliced from 4 exons. The record is from RefSeq and is a predicted model, not a curated record. Bases 928 to 2274 code for a protein of 448 amino acids. Gene Ontology annotation, molecular function: peptidyl-prolyl cis-trans isomerase activity; protein binding.
AUUUCUUGUAAUAGUUGAACCAGUUCCAAUGACAUGUCGCCACGUACCUAUCUACCUUCACAAGAACAUUUUAAUUAGCCACGUACGACUCAAUUUUCCUUAAAACCAUAGGACGGGAGUCUACCUUGAUAGAUGGAGAAAGAGCCGGCCAGCGCUGAUUCCCAAGGGGAGGGGGAUAAGCUACCGGCCGAUUGUCUUCUGGAUUACGCAGGAAAAGUGGUAAGCGACAAGCUGGCAUCCAAUCAGUUCGGGUUUAGGAGAAGGAGGUCCACGGUUGAUGCCCUAAGACUAAUCGCCGAGAGAGUAGAGGCGGCCAAUAACUGGAGGACCAGUUAAGUUUGCCUGUUGGCGUCAUUAGACGUUAAAAAUGCGUUUAAUUCAGCGAAAAGUAGAUAGAAGCAUUAUCACAGCGUUGACUAGCUUAAUACAUCAUGCUGUCUACGCGACGAAUUUUUUACCCAGCACGUCUCCUGGACUCUACCCAAAGUACUAACUGAUGCUGGCUAAUGAAUCUGCGACCUUGCGGUUAUGAGCAAUGAUAUAAAUAAUUUAGUGUACAGUGACUUUAUAGGAGUUUAGCCGCCAUUUUGUAUCAAAAACUCGAAUUGAAAAGUAGGCAACACACAAUACAUGUAUAACAUGUGUUGGGUAUGCAACAAUACAAUACCAUAGUAUAUGAUACACACUAACUGUAUUAUAAAUGCUAGUGUGUAUAAUCAAUGCCUACGUAUUUAGUUUGACGGUGUAACCUUACCUUUAGCCACUGUUGCUAUGUAAAUUUGCCUUUGACAGUUUUGUUUCUUUGAUUGCGUGCAGAUGGCGCUUGAAACAUUUCGAUUUUGUUGUGUCUUUUCGUAAGUUAACGGUUUUUCUCUUCUUUGCCCUUUUGUUGAACGUGAGUGCCAAAUUUUGACUUGGAUUGGAAGGAUGGCGGUUCCUACCAGCGAGCCGGAUCGUCUUGUUUCCCUGACUAAGGCCCUGAACAUUAACGAACUGAUUUCCAGUGAUGGUGCCGUUUUUGAAGUGAACUUUGACGACCUCCCCAAGGAAGAGGACGUCCUCGCCUACAAUCAAGCGGAGGCCUACGAGCACAGCAACUCCGCGUGCUGGGGAGUCACCGACGACGAUCGAUACCUAGAUGCCGAACCGUUUGAGUUACUCGCGAAGAAAAUGACCGACCUUCUCGAAGACGGAUCGAUAAAGAAGAAGGUGAUUCGGGAGGGUUACGGCGAUCCGAUACCUGACAAGGCGUUCGUUACGAUUCACUAUAACGCCUACAUCGAGUACAACGACGAGCCCUUCGAUUCCACCUACAUUCGUAAGAAACCGUUCAGUUUUACGGUGAAUAAUAGCGAGACGAUCGCCGGCCUCGAUAUCGGCACGCAAAGCAUGAAACUGAGCGAGGUUUCGCAGUUUUUGGUCGUUCCGAAGCUGGCUUUCGGACCGUUCGGUUGUCUACAGCGUGUCCCGCCGAACUCUACCAUUCUCUACGAGGUAGAGGUGAUGAACGUCCUGGAUACCGCGUGCGCCUCCCGUCUCCAGGCGAACGAAGAACCGCAGUGCUUCACUCAGAUCAAUCGACAGGCGCACGCCUUGUGCAACCAGGCGAACGAGGCGUUCAGCAAAGGCUCCACCUCCAAAGCGGCGGUGCUUUACAAUCGAGCUGUCGAGAAACUCCAAGCGGCGACUCUACGCGACAUGGCCGACCAGGAAAAGCAGGAGGAGCUCCUGCUCCGCCUCUACACGAACCUCGUCGUCUCCUACACGAAAAUGAAGGAGCCGCGUCGCGCCUGCAUCAACUGCAACCGCAUUUACAACCUCUGCAAGGGCACGUCGCUCAAGAUCCCUGCCAAGGUCUACUUCAACCACGGCCGUUGCCUAAUCCAGCUGGCCGACUAUGAGUGGGCGGAGCGAAAGUUGCGGCAGGCGCAGAGAAUGGAGCCGAAUAACCGGAGCAUAUCCGACGAGCUGCAGCUACUCGAUCGGAAACGGAAGGAGAGCCGAGAUCGCGAGAACGAAAUGGCCAAGGCGAUGUUUCCAGAGAUGAUCAAGUGCGGCAAAAGCAUCAGUCCGGAAUUCGAGAAGACGACGACCAAUUACUGCAGGGAUCUACUCUCAGACGGCGGCAGCGUGCAGUACAAUCUUCCCGGUAAUCUUAACGAGACCGAAAUCGCGUUCUGCAAGAGGGAGGCAGAAGCGAAUGGACUCGAGUUCGUCUGCAAAAAGCAAGAAAACAAGACCGUUUACUGCUUAGUUAAGCCCCAAACGACUUAAGAGCUAUGGCCAAUGAAUUAUUGAUUUUUGUUACCGUUCAUUAUUA